This is a messenger RNA of Thermochaetoides thermophila DSM 1495, 1632 nucleotides long. RefSeq names its product acyl-CoA dehydrogenase-like protein. The record is from RefSeq and is a predicted model, not a curated record. The coding region runs from base 1 to 1632 and encodes 543 amino acids. Gene Ontology annotation, molecular function: flavin adenine dinucleotide binding; oxidoreductase activity, acting on the CH-CH group of donors. Lineage: Eukaryota; Fungi; Ascomycota; Sordariomycetes; Sordariales; Chaetomiaceae. The transcript has 3 exons.
AUGUCGAAGAUCUUCACCCAGAGCGAUGUGGCUGCGCACAGCAAGCCCGAUUCCCUGUGGAUCGUGAUUGACGGCGAUGUCUAUGACCUCACCAAGUUCCAGGAUGAGCAUCCAGGUGGCAAAAAGAUCCUCCAGAAGGUUGCCGGCAAGGAUGCCUCUAAACAGUUCUGGAAGUACCACAAUGAGGCCAUCCUCAAGAAGUAUCAAAAGCAGCUGCAGAUCGGCUCCCUAGAUACCAAGCCCAAGGCUGAGGAGCCUCCGGCGCCUGCCCCUGCGCCCAAGAAGGAGGCCCCCAAGCCCAAGGCCGCUGCUGCCCCUGCGCAUGGCGAGGAGGCUGAAGCCCUCGACCCCUUCGGUAGCCUCAUCCCCUUCUCCGAUCCCAGCUGGUACCAGGGUUAUCACUCCCCGUACUACAACGAGACUCAUGCCGCUCUUCGUGCUGAGGUUCGCGAGUGGAUCGAGAAGGAGAUCGAGCCCUUCGUCACCGAAUGGGACGAGAAGAAGCAGGUCCCUCCCGAGAUCUACAAGGAGAUGGGUCGCCGCGGCUACCUGGCCGGCUUGUUGGGCACCAAGUACCAGAAGGACUAUGUGAAGAACCACGUGAAGUCCGUCCCGCCGGAGCAGUGGGACCUCUUCCACGAGCUGGUGCUCACGGAUGAGCUCAGCCGUACCGGCUCUGGUGGUUUCGUCUGGAACGUCAUUGGUGGUUUCGGCAUUGGCUGCCCGCCGUUGGUCAAGUUCGGCAAGAAGUCGCUGGUUGACCGCAUCCUCCCCGGCAUUCUGAGCGGCGAGAAGCGCAUCUGCCUUGCCAUCACCGAGCCUGACGCCGGCAGUGAUGUCGCCAACAUUACCUGCGAGGCCAAGCUGAGCGAGGAUGGCAAGUACUACAUCGUCAACGGCGAGAAGAAGUGGAUCACCAACGGUAUCUGGUGCGACUACUUCACCACCGCUGUGCGCACUGGCGGCCCUGGCAUGGAUGGUGUCUCGUUGCUUCUCAUUGAGCGCGACUUCGGUGGUGUGUCCACCAGGCGUAUGGACUGCCAGGGUGUCUGGUCUUCCGGUACCACCUACAUCACCUUCGAGGACGUCAAGGUCCCUGUCGAGAACCUGAUCGGCAAGGAAAACAAGGGCUUCCGCGUCAUCAUGACCAACUUCAACCACGAGCGCAUCGGCAUCAUCAUCCAGUGCCUGCGCUUCUCGCGCGUCUGCUUCGAGGAAGCCGUCAAGUAUGCCAACAAGCGCCGCACCUUUGGCAAGAAGCUCAUCGACCAUCCUGUCAUCCGCCUCAAGCUCGCUCACAUGGCUCGCCAGAUCGAGGCUAGCUACAACUGGUUGGAGAACAUCAUCUACCAGUGCCAGAAGAUGGGCGAGACCGAGGCCAUGCUCCGCCUGGGCGGUGCCAUUGCCGGCCUCAAGGCCCAGGCCACUGUCACCUUUGAGUUCUGCGCCCGCGAGGCCUCGCAGAUCUUUGGUGGUCUGUCGUACUCGCGCGGCGGCCAGGGCGGCAAGAUUGAGCGCCUGUACCGUGACGUGCGCGCCUAUGCUAUCCCUGGUGGUAGCGAGGAGAUCAUGCUGGAUCUCAGCAUAAGGCAGAGCAUGCGCGUGCAUAAGAUGAUUGGCAUGAAACUUUAG